UUCCAAUCAAUAAUUAUAUUUAUUAAGAUCUUAUUUUUUAUCAAUAUUUUCCUUGAUUCUUUCUUAUAUUCCAUUUUCUAUAUUUUUUAAUUUAUUUCACUAUGCUCUACCUUCUUCUUGUAUUCCAACUUCCAACAUCAUCAGCAUCUUCAUGAAUUCAUCCAUCCUUUCUUCUAACUCUCACUCUCUUUCCUCUACAAAAAUGGCACUUCUAAAAAAUCCCCAUUUUGCCCUCAUCACCAUUAUUAUCAUCUUAACAUUGUCUCUUUUAAUCUUCCCGAUUUACAGUCUUAACAUACCUCAAAUUCUCUCCCAAUACCCAGAUCUCUCAGAUUUCACUUCGCUCCUGAAGUCUUCUAGAAUCUCCGACGAAAUUUCUAGAAGAUCCUCUCUUACAAUCCUCGCCGUUCCUAACUCCUACCUCCGUUCCUCAACCCCCACUUUUCCGUCUCAAUCUCCGUCAACUCUAGCUGACGUCGUCCGCUACCAUAUCCUCUUGCAAUACCUUACCUUGUCGGAUCUCCGUCAAAUCAAACCCACGGGUCUACUAAUCACAACACUUCUUCAAACCACGGGCAAAGCUCCGAACAAUCUCGGAUCCUUAAACGCAACAUUCAACCCUUCAAACGGUGUCGUUUCUUUUCACCCACCUAACAACAACUCCAUUUCCUCUAAUGUGAUCUCCCUCAUUGAAACAAUUCCAUACAAUCUAUCAAUCUUCGCAGUUGAUUCACUCCUUAUGCCAUACGGGUUCAAUCUAAUGGCGUCAGAAACCCGCCCGCCUGAACCCGGUUUGAACAUCACACGGGCAUUAAUCGAUGGGCAUGAAUUUAAUGUUGCUGCUUCAAUGCUGCUAGCUUCAGGGGUAGUUUCGGAAUUCGAAGAAGACGAAGGUGGGGCUGGAAUCACCCUUUUUAUUCCUAUUGAUAAAGCCUUUGCAAAUUUACCAUCAAAUGUAGAAUUACAAGCUUUACCAGCUGAGACUAAAUCUCUGGUAUUGAAAUUUCAUGUUCUUCAUAGCUAUUAUCCAUUGGGUUCACUUGAAUCGAUUGUUAAUCCGGUUCAACCCACUUUAGCUACCGAGGAUAAUGGGGCGGGUAGCUUUACGUUGAAUAUUAGUCGGGUUAAUGGGUCGGUUGCGAUUAAUACGGGGAUUAUUCAAGCUACGAUAACUCGGACAGUAUUUGAUCAAAAACCGGUUGCUAUUUAUGGGGUUUCUAGUGUUCUUUUACCUAAGGAGAUUUUUGGUGAAGGGAAGGGUAAAGGAGUAAAAGUAAGGGGUGGAAGUGAAAGUGGGCCGUAUAUGGCGGCCCAACCACCAGAAAUUGGUCUAUCACCGGAUAGUUAUUCCGGCGGGCCAAGCUAUUUGUCGCCAAUAGAAGCGGUGACUUCAUCCGGAGGAACAAGGAAUUGGGGAUGGAUCAUGUUUUGUAUAGCAUUGUUGUGUAUGGAUAUUGUAAGUCAUGCUUGAUUGAUUUUGAUAUUUUGUUUUUUGGUAAUUAUAUAAUUUAUUUAUUUCAUUUGAUUGUUUUUAUGGGGCGAUUUUAUUUUGGUAAUUUGUAAUUACAUUUUGAUCGGAAUAUUGAUAGUAGUACUAGUAAGUUCUCCUCUAGGAAGCAAAAAAAUUGGGGAAAAUUAGAGGAAUUUGUUUUGAUAAUUUGUAAUUACAUUUUGAUCGGAAUAUGAAUAUUGAUAAUGUCAUUGAGGAAUUUUUUGGGAGAAAAAAUAGGAAUUGUGAAGUAAGUUGAGUAAAUUCACAAAAUUAGUCUAACAUGUGAGGGUUUUCCCUUUGUUUUUGGGUUUUAUUCUUUAAGAUUGUAUAAAGCAUGAGUAAUUUAAUGAGUUCCAACGUUCAA
Messenger RNA from Amaranthus tricolor (Joseph's coat), 1856 nucleotides. RefSeq names its product fasciclin-like arabinogalactan protein 4. Gene Ontology annotation, cellular component: plasma membrane. The record is from RefSeq and is a predicted model, not a curated record. The transcript has a single exon. Gene Ontology annotation, biological process: abscisic acid-activated signaling pathway; mucilage biosynthetic process involved in seed coat development; multidimensional cell growth. Lineage: Eukaryota; Viridiplantae; Streptophyta; Magnoliopsida; Caryophyllales; Amaranthaceae. The coding region runs from base 152 to 1471 and encodes 439 amino acids.